GUAAGUUUCAGGAUAAACGAGUACCGACAAUCUGUGGGCAUUUGUAAAUAAGCGACUUUACUCGCUCUACACCGCUGAGACUUACACAGAAAGCAAGUCCCCUGCAACGGGGAAGCGCUCUCUUUUUGCGACGUCUCUACAUUAUAUUGUGUUUCAAUCAAACACCACAAGCAGUUAUAUUUUUUAACCUGACGGCUUGACAGUAGUUGUUUGCUGCAACACUUUGUGUGAAACGAAAUUAUUUUAUUCAAUAAGUCUCAAAGGUAUAGCUGUUUAUAGAUUGAUAGUUGGAAAGCAGCGUGAGUGUGUGUGACCUUGACACACACUCACAAAAUAUGGCUGAUAAAUGGCCCAACACGAAGGAUGCUUUUGAGCUGAGAGAUGUUAUCGGUGCAGGAGCUACUGCAGUGGUGCAAGCCGCGUAUUGCCGCCCCAGGAAUGAAAAGAUUGCCAUCAAACGUAUCAAUUUAGAAAAAUGCAAUACAUCUUUAGAAGAAUUGCUGAAAGAAAUUCAGGCUAUGAGCCACUGUAAACACGAGAAUGUGGUUGCCUAUUACACAUCAUUUGUAGUGAAAGAAGAACUGUGGGUUGUUAUGAAGUUGUGUGGAGGUUCAAUGUUAGAUAUAAUUAAGAAUCGUAUGAAGUCAGCCAGCUGUAAAAAUGGAGUGCUUGAUGAAGUUUCUAUUGCCACUGUAAUGAAGGAGGUUUUGAAAGGUUUGGAUUAUUUCCAUAACAAUGGACAAAUACAUCGGGACAUAAAGGCUGGUAACGUGUUACUGGGAACAGAUGGUUCUGUUUACAUUGCAGAUUUUGGUGUUAGUGCAUGGCUUGCUACUGGGAAAGAUCUGUCUCGAGAUUCAGUACGACAUACGUUUGUUGGAACUCCGUGUUGGAUGGCUCCUGAAGUAAUGGAACAGGUAACUGGAUAUGAUUUCAAAGCUGACAUUUGGAGUUUUGGCAUAACAGCAAUAGAACUGGCCACUGGUACGGCACCUUACCACAAGUUUCCUCCUAUGAAGGUUUUAAUGCUGACAUUACAGAAUGACUCACCAACAUUAGACACUGGUGCACAAGAUAAAGACCAAUAUAAGAAUUAUAGCAAAGUUUUCCGAAAAAUGAUAAAUGAUUGUUUAAGGAAAGAUCCUGAAAAGAGGCCAACUGCUAAACAACUUUUGAAACAUGAAUUCUUCAAAAAGGCAAAGGAUAAAGCCUAUUUAGCCAAGUUGGCAGAAUCAUGUAAUGUCAAAUCCCAGAAGGUGAAGCGAGUGCCUGGAUCUAGCGGUCGGUUACACAAGACAGAGGAUGGCGCUUGGGAGUGGUCUGAUGAUGAAAUGGACGUGAACUCUGAGGAGGGUCAGGCAGCAUUUACAUCUCACAGGUCCCCUCGAGUGCUGAAUAACGUUGAGAAAGAAGGGGAUGCAUCGCAGCCCUCAACGUCAGAGGCCUCUGAUCCUGCACGAACCACAACAACAUCUGCUUCUUCAUCAGCUUCCCCUGCAGUGACAUCUAACACCAAUGACACUCAGGUGCCCAAUAAUACUAGUCCAAGCGAACCUACCAGUUCUGACACCCCACAGACCAUGCCCCGGUCACAGCAGUCUCCGCAACCAUUGAUGGAAGAUGCUAAAGUUCCUGCACCAUCUUCAGGUACUGUGCCGCCACAGGCUGAUGCUACCACAACCAGUAAACAGCUAAGUGCUGCUUCUUCAGCUGCAUCAACAACACCAAUGUCAUCAACGGAAUCACCGAUGCCAACUAAUAGUGCAGCUGAAAAUUCAAAGGAUCAGGAAGCUGCUGUAUCGCCGUCACCAGCGACAUCAUCAUUGCCCCAAGCUUCAUCAGCUAUCCCUUCUACAGGUCAACUCCCCAAUGAGCACUCUUCUUUGCUGAAAACUGUGACUGAUAUGGCAGCAGGCAACCAAAAUCUAGAUAAAAAUGCUGGCGCUCUGACUACUACUAAUACUACUGUUACUGCUACGUCUCAUACUACUGGCACUGCUACCACUGCCAUCUCCCCAGAUGACAGUGUUGCGGCUAAUGCAACCAGUCAAAGCACUCCUUCCUCUGCAGUUAAACAGUUACCCCAAUCUGGAUUACCAGCUGGGGAAACUUCAUCGCAGAAACCAGUAGAGGUACCAAUUGGACUGGUCUUGCGAUUAAGAAAUGAGAAAAGAGUUCUAAAUGACAUCAAAUUUGAUUUUACGCCAGGACAAGAUACAUCAGAUAGUGUCUCCAGAGAACUAGUUGAAGCUGGUCUUGUUGAUGGUCGUGAUUUAAUUGUUGUUGCUGCUAAUUUGCAGAAAGUGUUGGAUAACCCGACUGAAAAUAAAAACAUUACUUUUGCUUUGAAUUCCGGAUUUGGACCCACUGAAGCACCUGAUGAUAAAUCCCUGGUAGGAUUUGCGCAAUUGACGAUAAACGACUUAGCGGGCAACAGCUCCCUCUAACCCUGGCUUCUGAUUUAGGAAUUCUGUGAUAAUCUGUUUUAACUUAAAAAUUAUUCUCUAACUAUAUAAGGGAGAAAGAAACAAAGAGAUUGGGUUUGGUGGGGUAGGGAGGUUGGUGUUAUUGUAUUGAAUAAAUUUAGAUUUUUAAAGCACAACAGAUACAUGUGUAUACACACACACCUACACACUUGAGACACGUACACAAACACUCAUACACACACACAUUUGAGACAUGCACAGACACUCGUAUAUAUAUACAUACACAUGACUCUAUUACAGAUAUGAGACUGGAAUAAAUUUAAUAAUUAAAAAAAUUAUAAAAUUUCAAGUUUAAAGCCAAUAACUAUAACAUCAAAAAUAGCAAUAAUAUGGAAAAAUAAUGAUGAUGAUUAUGAAAAAAUGAUGAUUAAUUACAAUUUUGAUGAUGAUUAUAAUAAAGAAAUGAUAAUUAUAGUACAAUGACUUAUUAUGUAAGCCAUAUUUAAUUGGUCUGUUAAUAUGAUGUCAAUGAUGAUGAUGAUGAUAAUGGCCAAAGCUGGAAGUUAAAUAUUGUAGCUACCUUGUUAAAUAAGUUUUGCUGUUGGGAUGAUAAAUGUGUGUUUGUGUUUGAUGCCUAGAAAACUACUACUGCUGUUGUUGCUCCUAAUAAUAAUAAUAAUAAUAAUAAUAAUUUAGACAUAUGGCCUGCAAUUUUGAGAGAAGAGGUAACUUAUUACUAUUGAUUCCAGGCAGAAAAGAAACUGUUACAUAGAUUGAAAUGAAGUAACGAGAAGCAAGCGCUGCAUGCAAGUGAGCAAAUCCAUUCAUAGGCAUAACAUUUUCAUUCACAUAAUGUGUGUAUGUGUACGUGCAUGUAUGUACUGCAUGAGACAAACAGAUUACACAGCCCAAAUCACAGCUUAAUUUGGUUAAUUAAACAUCAUACACGUUUGCAAGAUUGAAAUUAAUGAAAUUAUAUUAAACAAUGUUGACUAACAAUUGUUUGUUAUAAAUGCUGCAGGGUGAGUGCAGUGGUGGUGGUUUAUUUGAAGUUCUCAAGGAAGAAGAAUUUGGUUGUGUGUUCCAUCUUCUCUACUCAUCCAUCUUCUGCACCAGGUAUUCCUAGGAGGAUUUUGAGAGUAAAGUCUUCAGGCACCUCUUCCACAGGGUCCUAUCAGAAGUGACUGUCAUUAGAUUUUCUGGCUGGAUUACCAUGCAUGACCAACUGAGGCCAUAUAUACUAUCUAUUGCAGAGAUGUAGUGACCUGACCUUUGAGAGACUCCCUGAUUUCUUUUUUAUGUUUCCUGUCAAGUAACCUUAUUCCAGAUAUCUUUUGAAGGAGCCCCAUGUGUUGUCUAGUCAAAAUUAGUUGAAUAAAAACCUUAAAAAGAGAGCAAAAGAAAAAAAACUUAAUUGCAAAGAGUGAAGUAAAUUUAACUUCCUGAUUCAUACUCAAAUUCUUCCUUGAGUGUUUUAAAUGUCUUCUUCCUUUUCUCUCUCUGUACAUGAUAGACAAUGACAAUCUACUGCUUAGAGUUGUUUCAUUAGUUUUAAACCCCACUGAUGAGUAUAAUCAGUUGAUCAAAUAUAUCUACAGCUAGAAUCUGUUUAUCUCAAAUAUAAUUACAUAUACAUAUACAAGACUGGACACACUCCUAAUUGUAUUGAAUACUUUUGCCUGCUUGCACUACACUAUGUGCAUGUGUGGAUGUAUAUGUGAGUGUGUCUAUUACAUGCAUGCAUGUGUAUGGCAUUUACACAGUUUGUUCAAGUCCUUAUUUUAAAGAAGAUUUAAGAACAACGAUUGAACUGAUGGGGGACUCAAUACUGAAAGUAGACUCAAAUUUAUAAAAUUCAUCUUGAGUGGAUCUCUUUAAAUUUUCAUCUGACUGGAUAAGCAUUCAAGUGAAAUUUGAUGUUCCUGGUGAAAACAAAUUUACAAUAUAAUAUAUAUAUAUAUAUAUAUAUAUAUAUAUAUACACACACACACACACACACACACACACACACAAUCACAAUCUGUAGCAAGAAGAGUUAAUUGUAACUUUGGCAGUUCUUAUGAUGAUGCAAAGCCACUAAAGGUAUUUGUGUGACUGGGAGUAGUAUGUAUAACAACAGUAAUGAUAUCCAUAGUGAAUAAGUUUGAUUGUGGUGGUAUCCAGACUGUACAGUGGCAGUGUAUGACUAGGAAGAGCAUCCAUCUGUUAGAACUAAUUGCUUCAACUAAUACCACUGGUUGUCAUGAAAAAACUUAUGUAUAUCACAUACAUACAAACAUCUUGUCAAAUGGUACAAUGUAACAUUAUGUUUUGGUCUGGUUACUUGUUCCUUUUUCUCAAACAAUUUAGAAGUCUGAUUCUCAUCUAGCAUGCUUACUUUCCUACCCCUCUUUGUUUUUUUCUUUAUAAUCCUUAAUUAUAUUUGACCCAAGCAUUUAAUUUCUAUUAAUUUUUAUUAUAAUUGUUAAAAUACAAUCACCAGUCCCAGCAUUUUAAGUUUAGGCAAUAGAUGUUUAGCAAGAGAAUAUGUGAAACUGAAUUUGAUGAGACGGGGGUGUUGUUAGCUAGACACUUUUCAUAGUUUAGAUAAUAUACACUUAACUUGGUAUAUCUAGAUACAUGCUCUGACUUUUUAUAUUUAAGUUUUAAAGCAGUAAUGGUACUUAUUAUUCUGAGUCACCAAUUUGUUUUUGUACUAAAAACUAGUUUCACUGUGUCAAGGUAUUUCUGUUAAACCAUUGUAUCUUUGUUAAGACUGUAAUAAAAUCUAUGAUUCACUGAAAAACUACCCUGUAAUAAACAAACACAGACACACUACAUACAGAUGAUUUAUGUAUUAUAAAGUAAUCUUUAAUUUCUAAAAAGAAAAGGAAAGAAAUGAAAUAUGGAAAAGAAAAAAUGAAAUAUAAAAUAAAAAAUU
Molecule: messenger RNA, 5346 nt
Organism: Octopus sinensis (East Asian common octopus)
Lineage: Eukaryota; Metazoa; Mollusca; Cephalopoda; Octopoda; Octopodidae
Product: serine/threonine-protein kinase OSR1
Exons: 18
Coding region: 336-2447 (703 amino acids)
Biological process (GO): protein phosphorylation
Molecular function (GO): protein serine/threonine kinase activity; ATP binding
Source: RefSeq, a predicted model, not a curated record